Messenger RNA from Thamnophis sirtalis, 3212 nucleotides. NCBI's taxonomy places the organism in Eukaryota, Metazoa, Chordata, Lepidosauria, Squamata, Natricidae. The record is from RefSeq and is a predicted model, not a curated record.
AUGGCAAACACAUCCACAGCUACCAAAACUGUAAAGAAAACACUGCCAAUGAUAGCUUACUCAGCAGGACAGAAGUUAACAACAGACAUGCCAAGCAGUGAAAAACCAAAACCUGCACCAACCCUACAAAGCCUACAAGCCUCAUUAAACAUGAUCCAGGAAUUUAUGAUAAAAAAACAAUCAAUAACCAAAAACCACAAGGAAAUGAAAGGUGGUCUAGGAGAAGUGAAAGAUGAUAUAAAGAAGUUGGAUGAUAGAAUGGGGAAGAUACAGAAAACAAUAGCCAAAAAUGAGCAGAAAAUAAAACUGGGGUUUCCUGGAUCUGACAACAAUGAUCUUGGUCCUCCGGGUAAAAGAGGAAAUCUGGGGCAGCAGGGUGUUUCAGGGUUACAAGGAAUACCUGGACCCUUAGGACCUCAAGGUCCCCCUGGCCAUCAGGUUAAUGCAGGAAUCAAAGGUGAAUCUGGUGCUAAAGGAAAAGUAGGCCAUCUGGGUCCAAAGGGUGAACAAGGUGAUCCUGGAGAAAAAGGGCAAAAGGGACUACCUGGAACAAGAGGUUUUCCUGGCUUUGAUGGUAGUAAUGGCUAUGGCCUUAUAGGAAGAAAAGGCACAAAGGGAUUGACUGGAUCUCCUGGAAACCCUGGACAACAGGGAGAAGUUGGUGAUCCAGGCAAUCCUGGCAAUAAAGGUGCCAAAGGAAUCAAAGAACAAAGGGCCAGAAAUGGAACACCGGGGACAAAGGGUAAUCCAGGCAGUCAAGGACCACCUGGAAAAAUGGGUCCAAAAGGUCCAAAAGGCAUAACUGCUAUAACUACCUGUCAACUUGUGAACCUUACAAGAGGAAACUGCCCUUGCUGUGUAGGGAAGAGCAAAUGUCCAGUUUACCCAACUGAAGUGGUGUUCGCUCUUGACAUGUCUGAAGAUGUUACUCCAAUUUCCUUUGAAACGAUGAAAGGCAUUAUGAAGUCUUUGCUGAAGGAUUUGAGCAUUAGCAGAAGCAAUUGCCCAACUGGUGCUCGGAUAUCAGUGCUUUCAUACAAUACCAAUAUAAAGUACCUUAUCCGGUUCUCUGACUUUCAGAGAAAAGAUCUCCUUAUGGAGGCAGUAGAGGGAAUUCCUUUGGAGAGGUCUUCAGGCCAGCGGAAUAUUGGAAGAGCCAUGCGCUUUGUUGCCAGGAAUGCUUUUAAACAUCAUCGCCAAGGGGCUCUUAUCAGAAAAGUUGCUAUUUUCCUUACUGCUGGCCCAUCACAAGAUGCUGCUUCCAUCAAUACAGCUGUGCUGGAAUUCAGUGCUUUAGAUAUUAUCCCAACAGUCAUUGCUUUGAGAGAAGCAUCAAAUGUCAGAGAAGCAUUUUUGACAGAUGAUACUGGUCGAUUUAAAUUGUUUGUUUGGGAAUCCAAGGAUGAACAGAGAUUGAAUUAUGUUUCACUUUGUUCUCUCUGCUAUGAUGCAUGUAACCCUGUUUCACAAUGUGAAAUAGUGGAUCCCCCUCCAAUUAAUAUAAAUAUGGAUGUAGCUUACAUCAUGGAUGGCUCUCAGGAUGUCAGCAGUGAGGUGUUUGAAACAAUGAAGGAGUUUGUGAGCAAAAUGUUGGAUUAUUUUGUUAUUGCUUCACUACCUGUUGAGUCAGACAAAGGAGCAAGAGUGGCUCUGGUUCAACACGCUCCACCAAAUUUCUCAGGGACUGAAUUAUCAAGCUCAGUAUCUUUAGAGUUUAACUUGACUACAUACAAUACUAAGGAUCUGAUGAAAAUGCAUAUACAGGAAUCACUUCACCAACUGGAAGGUUCAUCAGCUGUGGGUCAUGCUCUAGAAUGGACCAUUAAUAAUGUGUUUUUGGAAGCUAAUAGGCCAAGAAAGCACAAGAUCAUUUUUACAAUACUGGGAAGUAAGACAAGUGCCUGGGAUAGAGAGAAACUUCUGAAAAUGUCAUUGGAAGCCAAAUGCCGAGGAUUCACCAUGUUCACCUUGGCCCUUGGCAGUGAAACUGAUGAUUCAGAAAUGACAGAACUCUCCAGUGUUCCAGUGGAGCAGCACCUAUUACAGAUGGGCAAAGUUCAUAAGUUUGAAUUGCUAUAUGCUCUAAGGUUUAGCCAGGCCUUCUUAAAACUUUUGGAAAGGGAAUUGAAUAUUUAUCCUCCUAAAAACAUGGAAGAAAAAUGUGACAAUCUGGAUCGAGGAGACAACUAUCAGCAAGCUGUAGGGAUAACUGACAGGAUUCUAUUUCCUGGAUUGAAACAUAAUGAUUUGUUGCAACCUUCAGAAUUAUCCAGGAAAAAUGUGCAAAACAAAAAUUUAAAGAUCAUCCAAGGACCAAAAGAAGAACAGUAUGGUCAAAUAGAAAAUAAAUACUUCACCAGCAUCAGUAUGCAAAAUGGGACAGAGACUGAAGAACAUUUUGAGGAAGUACAAAGUGCAAAGAAUUCUUGUUCAAAAGAUAUGGACAGUGGCGAGUGUGAAAAUUAUACUCUGAAGUGGUACUUCCAUAAACAGCAAAACAUGUGCUUCCAGUUCUGGUAUGGUGGCUGUGGUGGAAAUAAAAAUAGAUUUGAAACUCAAGAAGAAUGUGAUGCUUUAUGUGUGGUAUCCUUAUAGUAUGCCUAGCUAUGUGCUAUAUAAGAAAACAGUAGAAUGAACCAAAUAUAAAUUAAAUUCUUUUUGCAGAGACAAAAUCUGCACAACUCAUAUUUGCUUGAAUGCAAAUUUUAAACAACAAGCACUCUUGUGGAAUUUUAAAGGUCAAUAUAUUUUUGAAGAUCAAAAAUUGUGUAUUGUCAACUUCUUAGUCCAUAGGAAUUAGUUUUCUGAUGACUUUUGUUCUUUGCUAGACUAAAGUUAGAAGUCUGUUCCCAAUUACCUCAAUAAUUCCUGUUGUACUCAAUGUAUUGUACUGUAAUACAGUAAGAUUUCUGUUUCAUUUUUAAUGCCAUUGUAAUUCUAUGCUUUCAGAUUACCUACUUUGUGAAUAUUGAAAGAAUUAUGUGAAUGAAUAAAGAACAUUUAAUAAGAAUUACAGAAUGAAUAAAAAGUUGAUAUUGCUUUACAGUACCUAAAUACAUAUUUUGUUCAAAGGAAAAACAAAACAAAAUAUGGUAUUUCAGACAAUUGUAUGUUUAUCUUUGAUAAAACUUAAUACAGAAAUGUAUUUUGUAUUCUAAGAUGCAUGCAAAAGUACAGACAAUUUUUAAUAUUGCUUUUUGUUAGAAAUAAAC